AUGUCCAAAGAACUCUACGCCAACUCCAAGGACGACGCUGUCUACUCCUACUCCUUUGGAGUUCCUUACCCCCACCAUCCCUACUCAUCUCAGCGGGCCGGCCCUACCGGCCCUCUGCUGCUCCAGGACACCUAUCUGAUUGACGCUCUGGCCCAUUUCGACCGAGAGCGAAUCCCCGAGCGAGUCGUCCAUGCCAACGGAGGAGGAGCCCAUGGCUACUUUGAGGUGACCGAUGACAUCUCCGACAUCACAUACGCCGAGCCCUUCCAGAAGAUUGGCUACAAAUGCCCCACCACCGUGCGAUUUUCUACCGUUGGUGGUGAGCGAGGCUCUCCCGACACUGCUCGAGACCCCCGAGGUUUCGCUGUCAAGCACAAGACCGACUGGGGUAACUGGGACAUGGUUGGUCUCAACUCUCCUGUUUUCUUCAUUCGAGAUCCUGUCAAGUUCAUCCAUGUCAACCACUCUCAGAAGCGAGACCCCCAGACCAACCUGACUGCCGGAGAUGAUGCCUCUAACUACUGGAACUAUCUGGUCCAGAACCCCGAGUCUCUGCAUCAGGUGGUGUACAUGUUUGGAGACCGAGGUACCCCCAAUGGAUGGCGACACAUGAACUGCUUCUCCACUCAUACUUACAAGAUGAUCAACAAGGAGGGCAAGCUGACCUACGUCCAGUUCCACUACAAGUCCGACCAGGGAGUCAAGAACUUCACCGGACCCGAGGCUGCUGAGAUGGCUGGAAAGAGCCCGGACCACGACCAGAAGGAUCUCUUCUUUGCCAUCGAUAACGGAGACUACCCCUCCUGGACCGUUUCCCUUCAGACCAUGACUCCCGAGCAGGCCGAGGAAUGGGAAUACUCCAUUCUGGAUAUGACCAAGACCUGGCCCUAUGACAAGUUCCCUCUGCGAAAGGUCGGAAAGCUGGUGCUCAACAAGAACGCCGAGAACUUCUUUGAGGAGAUUGAGCAGGCCGCCUUCUCUCCCUCCAACCUGAUCCACGGUAUCGAAGCCUCUGAUGAUCCUGUUCUCCAGGCCCGACUCUUCUCUUACCCCGAUACUGCUCGACAUCGACUGGGUCCCAACUUCAACCAGCUGCCUGUCAACCAGGCCCGAACCUUCCAAAAGGGAUCUGGCUGCCCAUUCAUGGCCGGAAACUUCCAGCGAGACGGAAACAUGGCCAUCCACAACCAGGGCAACCGACCCAACUACCUGUCGACGAUCCGACCCAUCCAGUCCGUGUCCGUACCCAACGAGGACUUCAAGAACACUCACGAUUACUGCGGAGUGGUCACCAAGGAGAUGGAGGACGAAUCCUUCAAGGUCCAGGCCGAGGCUGCCAAGAAGCACAACGAGAAGAUCUGGGAGAGCUCGUCAUACCUGUACUUGUCUGGUUUCCAGGAGAGCGAUGCAGCCCAACCCCGAGACCUGUACGAGAGAGUGUACGACGAUGCUGCCAAGCAGCGAAUGAUUGACAACGUUGUUGACCAUGCCUCCACCAUCAAGCAGCACGGUCUCAAGGAGCAGGUCGCCAAGUACUUUGGCCGAAUCAGCGACGAUCUUGGCAAGAAGAUCGCCGAGGGUCUUGGUGUUCCUUACUAA
Messenger RNA from Yarrowia lipolytica CLIB122, 1599 nucleotides. RefSeq lists its product as uncharacterized. The record is from RefSeq and is a predicted model, not a curated record. Gene Ontology annotation, biological process: hydrogen peroxide catabolic process; response to hydrogen peroxide. Gene Ontology annotation, cellular component: mitochondrion; peroxisome; cytoplasm. Gene Ontology annotation, molecular function: heme binding; catalase activity. NCBI's taxonomy places the organism in Eukaryota, Fungi, Ascomycota, Dipodascomycetes, Dipodascales.